GGAGCGUCAUAGUAAACAAACAAAUGCCAAAUACAGUUUAAACAUAUAAAAAGGCAAUGCAGCGUUAGAAUCGGAGUCGGAGAUGUUAUGUCACUAGCUGCAGUCACUGAUCAGUCAGACAGUAACAGUACCGCACUAGAACGUGUCGGACCUGGUGCACACCGGACCACUACGUUCUCCUCGCGAUAGUCUUGCGUCAAAAAGAAAUCCCGUAGUGAUGGCUGCGCCGCCUGACACGGAGAGUUUGGAGUCCCGUAUCAAUAGAGCCACAAACCCACUAAACAGAGAUACAGACUGGGAGGGGAUCCAUGCUUUCUGUGACCAGCUCAAUAAUGAUUUGGAGGGCCCCCAACUGGCCACAAGACUCCUGGCUCACAAGAUCCAGUCUCCCCAGGAGUGGGAGGCAACACAGGCUCUCCUGGUGCUGGAGAUGUGUAUGAAGGAUUGCGGGAAAAGAUUUCACAAUGAAGUUGGAAAGUUUCGCUUCCUCAACGAGCUCAUCAAAGUUGUGUCUCCCAAGUACCUGGGCUCACGUUCCCCAGAGGCUGUGAAGAAGAAGGUUCUGGAGCUGAUCUACAGCUGGACUCUGAGUCUGCCUGACGAGACCAAGAUAGCAGAUGCCUACCAGAUGUUGAAGAAACAAGGCAUGGUGAAGCAGGAUCCUGACCUCCCCCCAGGUCAGCUGUGGCUGCCUCCUCCUCCCAGACCCAAGAGCGCCGUCUUCGAGGACGAGGAGAAGUCCAAGGUGCUGUCUCGUCUGUUAAACAGCACACACCCUGAGGACCUGAAGGCUGCUAACAAACUGAUCAAAGAGAUGGUGCAGGAGGACCAGAGGCGAGCAGAGAAGGUGUCCAGGCGUGUGAACACCAUCCAGGAGGUGAAUGAGAGUGUGGGCCUGCUGACUCAGCUGCUGGAGGAGCAUGAUGGGAGCAGCAGCAGCCUGGAGCUCCUGCAGGAUCUGUACCAGCGUUGCGAGAAGAUGAGGCCGACUCUCUUCAGACUAGCCAGUGACACAGAAGACAACGAUGAAGCUCUGGCGGAGAUCCUGCAGGCCAAUGACAGUGUGACUCAGGUCAUCAACAGGUACAAGCAGCAGGUGAAGGGAGAGGAGGUGAACGGCAACAGCACUGCUGAGUACAGACUCACAGGAAGCAGCAGCACAGCACUGCUAGACCUGUCGGGAUUGGACACGUCGCCACAGUCCCCGCCCUCCUUCCCAGAAUUCCCCACACCAACAGACAGCACAAACGCCCCUUCACAGGAGAUGGGCCUCAGUCUCCUUGACGACGAGCUGAUGUCACUAGGGUUGAGUGAGGGGACCCUGACGUCUGCAGCCUCGCAGCCGGACGACUCCACGGCCUGGGACUCUUUCCAGUCCUCUGACAGUGUGGAUGCAGACGUCCCUGCAGCCCCCAGCCUCCUCCUGAGUCCAGACCCCGCAGCCCUGUCCCAGGCCACCUCCUCCUCGGCCACUACCCCCAGCAGCUCUGCCCUGGAUGAGUUAGACCUGCUGGGGAAGGCCUUGCUGCAGCAGUCCCUGCCUCCAGAGGGCCUCCAGGUCAAAUGGGACAAGCAGCAGUCCAGACCUACUCUACGAGAUCUACAGAGCAAGUCUGGGUCAAACCCCAGCCCAAGCCCCAUCCCGGCCUUCACCUCCGAGCAUCCUGGGGCUCUCCUGAACUCCCAGUCCAGCCUGGGAGCUACAUUGCUGGGCAUGUCGCCUGUUCACACAGAGGCUCCUCCUCCAGUGGUCACACUGACAGAUGUGUUAGUACCGUUAGAAUCUAUAAGGCCCAGUAGCGUGUUGCCUGUGACGGUGUUUGACGGUCACAGCUUGCGGGUCCUGUUCCAUUUUGCUCGUGACGCCCCUCCAUCUUGCCCUGACGUCCUGGUGGUCAUCGUCUCCAUGCUGUCCUCCGCCCCGGUCCCCAUCACCAACAUCCAGCUGCAGACCUCCGCCCCCCAGGGAAUGGCCGUGAAGCUACAGCCCCCAUCAGGGAUGGAGCUUCCAGCCUUUAACCCCAUCCUGCCCCCCACCGCCAUCACACAGGUCCUGCUACUGGCCAACCCCCUCAAGGUACACCCCCCCUGCCCCCACCGCCAUCACACAGGUCCUGCUACUGGCCAACCCCCUCAAGGUACCCUUCCCUCUCCUCCCCUCUCCUCCCCCCUCUCUUCCUGUACUGAUCUCUCUCUGCUGUGGCCCCCAGGAGCAGGUGCAGCUGGACUACAGGCUGAGCUUCACCCUGGGAGACGAGGAGCACCACAAGACUGGACGAGUCCAACACUUCCCUCCUGCAGACACCUGGGGGACCCUAUGACCCCCUGGCAGACUGCUUCCCCUCCCCCCUCCUCCCCCCCUCCCCCCUCUUCCCCGCACGCUCCUGGACGUCUGACCAGUCAUUCCUCCUUAGUUGAAGUUGUGAUCUCCCAGAGUCUCUGCCGUAAUUGGCUGAGAGAUCGUCUGGGGGCGGGACUCUGCCAACCAGAAGACCUGACCGAGGGUAGACAGUUCCAACGUGACUCCUGAUUGGCUAGUUAGAAACUCUGCUAUUUUGCUAAUGCAUAUCCAGUCUCUGCACCUGCAUAGGGGGGGGGGGGUGUACAGGGCACCAGGGAGGGGACAGCCAGAGCUACUGACUCACCAACACAACACUGCAUCAACAACCAGUGGGUUACUUUGGUUACUUUGGGUUUACUUUUCUUCGGCUAUGAUUGGUUGAUAUUGAUUUGUUCAUCAAUAGGUCAUCUGUAAUGCUUCAGUCUGGACAGGACAGGUACAUAGUGUGUGGGAUUAUUCUUUGUUGUGUACGUCUUUAAUCUUUGCUUAACUUUGUGGUCCCGCUUUAACAAACCUGCAGUUCCCUCUUGGCUGGCAGAUGGCGCCAUGCUACAUUCUCGUCUGUUUCGUUUGAACUGUGAACGCUAUGAAGGAACAUAAACACGUAUGUAGAUAUGUGGGUGCACUUGAUUUAGUGCACAAGUUGGGCGGAGUUCUCGCCUUAGGACCAAUGACUCCCCCUCUCAAAUAUGCAAAGCUCACUUGGAAGGGUGUUCACGCUAAAUCAAGUGGACUUCCAAGAUUGAUACAAUAGAACAUUUAGGAGACGUUUUCUGGAGCUCGUCCCAUCUGAGUAUUAUGUUUAAUGGAGCUCUCCUGAUAGAAAUGUCUGUAAUGUCGUUCAUUUGACUGCUUUUGGGUUUCCUGUGUUUCUGUGUUAUUUCUACAGGCCCUUGAGAUCAGGGAGUCUGUACUUUACCAGGAUGUUAGUGAUAUCAUAAUGAAUGAACUCACGCUGCCAUUUGCACGUAAGCUGAACUGCAGCUCGUUUCCCCUUGUCUUAAGACAAAGAAAAAUAUAUGAAAUAUGAGCGUAUCAUAUCUGCCGUUUGUGCCUACUUUGGUUUGUUUUCUUACGUUUGCACUACACAUCAAUGUGUUAGACCGUCGUCCUGGUUACCGCUGUUACAUCUAUACACUGUAAAACCUUCAGGUCCAACAGCACCCUACACACACCCUUCACUCCUAGAGAUUUGUUAUAAAGGUCAUAUGUUUGAUGGAAGGCAUGGUGGUGUACAUACAGAUUCUCUAAAUAAAUUCUCUCCAGAUGAUCUGAAUCAGUGGAUGUGACUGCUUCUCUGCAUAAAGGGAUCCAACAUGAUGGUUCCUAUGGUUACUAUGUACAGGGUUCUAAUUAUGGGGGGGUUUUGACCCCCCUAAUUAAAUACAUAUAUUAAUUAACUGAUAUCAGUUAAAUGAAUUGGUUUGAGCGAGAUUUGAACCAGGGCUACCGUGUUUGGCAGUAGACUUGACGGUACACAUGCUUACCCACCGAGCCACUGAGGGUUUCUGCAAAGUUACUUUCUACAACACAGUGUAAUUGCCCUUACGACACCUCUAUCCGCCUCCAUCACAGGCAGAGGGCGGGGUUUGACCCCCCUAAUUAAGACUUGGCCCCCCAAAAGAGCUAAGCUAAGAGCUAGGUCGGGGGAGUCGAUACAUCUAUAUAUUGUUUUUACCUGUAAUCAUAAAUAUUACUUUAUGGAGAAUGAUUUGACACCCCCAAUCAUCAUAGUAUUAGUCGGACUCUAAACAAAACCACUGGACGCAAAUGUUCAAAAGGGUCGUUGAAAAUGUAUUCAAAUCUGAAAAACAAAGCAAACAGUGAGCCUAGUGGAGGUGAUAGCAGGUUUCAACACACAGCUCAGCCAGACUGGGACCAACAAGAUUAGAAACAUUAACACAAAUAAAAGAUGACAUGUAAAACACAUACAUGUGAAAGCAGAUCAUGUUAUGUUUAUAUCGUCUACAGAUCAACUUAACAAUUUUUAUACCUUCAAAGGCGUGAUAAAAAGUCUUACAUAAAACCAAAUAUGGGUUUGGAUGAAGAUACUUCAUUACGUGGGUUCUAAAAAACGCUAAACAAAAUAUUAAGAACACAAAAAAGCUACCCAAAUUCUUAUUUUGUGGACUUUUUCCAGAUGUGAAGACCAGAAAAGUAAAGAGAGGUACACUAGAAGCCAGAAAA
Molecule: messenger RNA, 4528 nt
Organism: Hypomesus transpacificus
Lineage: Eukaryota; Metazoa; Chordata; Actinopteri; Osmeriformes; Osmeridae
Product: ADP-ribosylation factor-binding protein GGA1-like
Exons: 17
Coding region: 218-2530 (770 amino acids)
Biological process (GO): intracellular protein transport; vesicle-mediated transport
Cellular component (GO): trans-Golgi network
Molecular function (GO): phosphatidylinositol binding; small GTPase binding; ubiquitin binding
Source: RefSeq, a predicted model, not a curated record